Molecule: messenger RNA, 3863 nt
Organism: Agrilus planipennis (emerald ash borer)
Lineage: Eukaryota; Metazoa; Arthropoda; Insecta; Coleoptera; Buprestidae
Exons: 8
Coding region: 891-2144 (417 amino acids)
Source: RefSeq, a predicted model, not a curated record
GAUAUAUUUAUGUAAUUAUUUAUUUUAUUAACGCCUCCAAACAUUUAAAACGAUAUAUAUUUUCAGUAUGAUUUUUAAGGAUAGCUUAUUAUCAGAAAAUGAAUUACAACAAUACAGUACAGCAGUUUAAAACGAGAGGAUAUUAAAAUUGUAAAAAUAGCUUUGCAGCUAAUUUUUAGGUUCAGAAGCGCUAGAAAAUGAUACUAUUUUUGGAACUGAGACAAAUACAUAAUAGUAUAGUAGUAAUUUUAAAUCUAACGUAAAAAUGAAGAAAAACUCGAUUAUGCGCUACUUAAAAGCCACUUGUAUAAAAGUAAUUUGUUUUCUUUCUACUUAAAAAUUUUGCAAUAAUUAGAAAUUCAUCAGUAUUAGUUGUUCUGCGUCCUUGUAUUUUAUAUUAUUUAUUUUAUAGGUACUACGACGUAGAAAGACAUGAUAAACUGAACAAUACGUUUCCAAAAUUAUAGUCAUAUUCUGCCAUUUUCACAGUGGUGAUAUUUGUGGGAUCUCAAACGGUGGUUCGUGAACACAACGUAAAAUUAACAUUUUUUUUAGUCUGAUAUACCUGGCCAAUCGACGCAACAAUAAUAAAAGUGUAUAUUGUGGUCGUUGGGGGUAUGCGCGCAUGAUAAAAAUAGGCGACACUAAAAUAUUCGUCCCGCGCCACGCUCUGCGACCGUGGCCGCAGUGAUUUUUGUCAACAAUAAAACGAAAAAUAAAGACGCGACCGCGCAAAAUAAACUAACUGUGCUCCUACAAAAAAUCAAUUUUAUGAAAUCGUAAACCUUAUAAAUCUGUGUGUCCUAAUCUAAUAGAUCGAGUACAAUAGUUUCCUUUCGUGGUUUCAUCAUUGAUUCUUCGUUCAUAGUGAAGCAAAUAAUUGGACCAAGAUGAAUUUAAUGUUCAGAAAAAACUUUCGUGACCAAAAAGCGUCCGGGGGAAAAACCGGUAUUAUGAAAACUUCUUCAAAUCGGCACGCCAGUAAGAGAUCAAACAGGGACCAAGGAUACACUCCUAUAGAAGAUCAAUACUUUAGGACCCAUUUGUUUUUUAAUUUACCUCGAAGUGAUAGGUCCAUUCACAAUUUAAAUGAAUUAGAAGAACCUCGCUGUGGACCAAUGACGGGAGCAUCACUACAAAACAUAUCUCCACCAAUUUCCGAGCCCGAUUUUCCACAGCCCCUAAUUGAUAGAAACACAGAUGCUUUAUUAAAAUGGCCAUCCACCCCAACAAAAACAACGCCUACGAGGCAGGUGAGCUUCAGCUCUGGAAAAGAAGAAACUUCCAGAACAUUGUCUCAAUUGGAUAGAGACUGUUUUAUUAUACCGGUUCAUAGUCUGGACAGGUUUCUACCGGCCGGUGUACCUUUACCAAGGUCCUCCCCAUCUAGUUCUUUGGACAGGAAAAAUCAAAGUGGACUUAAUGUUAUGGAGGUACCCGAUCCAAAACUAUGUAUUUUAUGUCAUUUAAUGAGUCCAUUAGAACCAGUGGAUCCCUUGCUAGAAUCACCAUUGACCCAGCCCAUUUUAAGGCAACGAAUAGCAGCUGGAGAACUUCUUUCUGACAUUGCCCAAGCAAAAACUGCCGUUACAGGAAUGCUUCUAGCCAACAUGGAAAGAAACGCUGAUUUUCCUUUUAUAUCGUAUUACAUCGUUAACACAAGCCAAACAAAUCCAGCCCGAUUUUACAAUGAUUUGCGCACUUCCAGCUUAAAAAAAUUCGAUCCACGGACGACAAAGUAUACGUCGGCACACACUUUGGAUCUUUACACCGAAGUGGCAUCAAUAUGUCGACCUCCUAUUAACGAACCGGGUACAUCUUUAACUCGGUGUCAAGGAAAGAGCACAGGGUACAUCGUGUCCGUCUAUAAGGUGUUUGAAGGCGACGACCGAGAAAUUUUUGAAAGAAAUUGGCUCUAUUGGACUGGAGCGCGUAUGAUCUAUAGAUAUUUACCUCGUAGUGCUGGCCUCAAGCGUAUUGUUUUACACAAAAGUAUUAGUCCAAAAGGUGAUAAAAUGUACUUGUUGAUAUGCGAAUGUUCAAAUUUGCUAUCGGACUUGACUGUGUGUGCAGUUCUGCUACCAGCCUUAAGGGCCCGACUUACUGGCUAUACGGGACUUUACCGUCCUAUUCAGACGUUUUAAACCAAUGAAUAUUUUUAUAUUCCACUAAAAUAUUGAGAUAUGGUUGUGCAUUUUAUCGAGCUUAUUGUAUGUAUAGUACCAACGUAUACAAGGCCUGCCAAGGUAGUGAAGCAAAAAAAACCCGCCUCGCACUUCGCUUUGAUUUUUAGCAAUUUAUAAAAUUGAAAUGCAGAAUUUUAAAAACAUUCUCGUGUGGAUAUUAUCCACAAGAUAAUUUUUCUAGUGGGCAGUACUACCUAUAGUUUUAUGCCCUUCUGCAGACAUAAAAGUUCGUAUGCAGCUAUUUUAACUUCAAUUUUAGGUAAUUAAAUGAAAAAGCAAUAAUUUAGAUAGAUAUUUUUGUGUAUAUUUAUAAUUACCAGUUGUAGUCAAAUUUUAAGUUGUAUACCUCCAUAUAAAUACCUAUUUUUAUAAGUGCAAAUGACUCAUAGUGUAAGCAUUUUUUUACUGACACAUUGUAUAAUGUUAACAGUUCUAACAUUUACUGUUAUGUCUCAAUGCGCACUUCUGUACCCGACAAAAUAAAAUGUAUAAAAAUUUCUUUUAAACACAAUCAUAUACCUAUUAUACUACUUCUUAAAUUUGAAAUAAACGGUUAAAGCGUAAUAAUUGAUAAAUUAUUUAUUAAUUAUACGGGCUUGUUAGCAAAUGUAUAAUUUACUACAAUUUAAUAUCGUUGAAGAUAAGCAAUACUUUUAAAUUAGAAACACGAAACUGGAAGAUCAAAAAUAAACUUCAAGGUACUUAGGGCACUAAUCUCAGCAAAAAUAUAUGGGAUGGAUAUAACGCGCAUUUCCCGCUAAAAUGCUUAAACUUAAGAAGCAUUCAUCAGAUAAAAGUAUGCGUAGAUACAAUUAGUGCAGCAGCUUAUACAAUAAUCUACAAACCAUAAAUUUCGCACAUAUCUUAGAUACCGAUAGCAGAACAAUACUGAGGAAACUAGAUUAAAUUGUCAAAAAAAUCGAUGAAAAGUACUUCAUAGCAGAUGGAAAAAGAAAAGCUCUUGCGUCUACCCAUAACAUCGUGUAUAACAAUAUUAGUGUUAGAAUCUCAACAAUGCGAGGACUAUCUUAAAUUUUAAAUUAAGUUUACAUUUCAUUAGUUAAUGCCCAGUGCAAUUUGUCAAGUAGAAAAUUUCUCAGGAUCAGAGUAUACAAUGACUUGUGUCUCGAACGAAAAAGCCAGAUAUAUGCUUGGUCUGAAAUGAUCAAUUCUCCACAAAGACUUGUUAUUCCACACAUACAAGGAGCGAAGUUACUUUUCUAUCACAUAAGUCAUUCGUUAAGUUGAAAGUCUCUUGUUUGUGUGAAUAGUAGUAAAUCUUUUCAAAAAACUUGAUAACUGUUGACAAUUUUAAAUUAAGGUCGGUAUGAAUUUAUCUGCCUAUUUAUACAUGGCAUUCAUUAGUUUUUAUAUAAUAUUGCACACCAAUACUGCUUUUAUAUCGAUACUCAUUGGCUCACCAUUAUAUAUUGUAUUAAUUCACAUUUGUCAUAACGAUUAAGACGAUAAUAACGAUUUAAUUUUAUUGGCCAUCUAUUUACUUUCAUUUUUAUACCAUCAUUACAACAUAAGCUAAAAUAAGCUUCUUUUGUUUUGUUAAACCUCCUUGUAAUAGGUGAAAAUUUUUAAACAAGUAUACUGAAAAAUAAAAAUAAAUGAGAGCAGCAAUCAUCAAAUUAUGUGUAUUUUUUAUUUUUAUUACAAACUAAUAACACA